This is a messenger RNA of Anopheles gambiae (African malaria mosquito), 1633 nucleotides long. RefSeq lists its product as uncharacterized. The record is from RefSeq and is a predicted model, not a curated record. Bases 827 to 1561 code for a protein of 244 amino acids. The transcript is spliced from 3 exons. NCBI's taxonomy places the organism in Eukaryota, Metazoa, Arthropoda, Insecta, Diptera, Culicidae.
AUUUUCUGCAAACGAAAACAACAGUAAACAGUGAAAACGUUUUCCUGUAAGUUGCACCAUCUAGUUGGCUUUGAGGCUGCAGUCAUCAAGGUUCAUUUGUCUAUUGGCGGAUCAGAAAGCAGGAAGGAAAGCACAAUUGCUGUGUCCGAACAUAAUGCUACCGGAAAUAAUGUACAUACUACAGGAAGUGGGCAGACCCGUUUCCCUGCAGGAUAUUUGCACCCGACUGGACGAGCUUGGCACAGCAAAAUGGAAGUCUAAGGACGAUUGUUCCCGGUCCGGAGCAAUCUUUAGCGCACUGGACCAGGGUAUCGAGUUCGGGUUCAUCGUGGGCGAUAACCGGCGCCGAACGUUUAAGCUCGGUGUUAACUAUUUUCGCUUCGAAAACUAUCACUUCAACAACAAGCUGCAGAUGCUGAGCGACGACAUAGCCCAGUACGGGCUGAACAAAAUUCUUUGCAACAAGGAGCACCUGUUCCAGUCGGACAUCAGCGAUGACAGUACGGAGUUUGGCGACGAGGCCGCUUACGAUACGGACGAUGAGCGUACACCGACGCCGAAAAAGAAAAAGAUUAAACUGGACGAAACGGCUUCGCGGGGCCGUGCCAAGAGGCGAACUUUUUCGGGCGGAUCUACGCCAAAGCGAACCUCUAAAAAUACAAAAUAAACCAAUGAGUUGAAACCACCGAGAAUUUAUUGCUGUGCUUUUGCAUUGUGCGAUUUCUCCUCCGCAGCAAGCAUAGCAACCCAGUUGCCAUGGUGAGUGCUUGAAGGGAACCGUUCGCUGGUACCAUUAAACAGUCGACGCUUGAAAGGCUUUCGCAACAUGUCGUCCGAUAGCAAGAAAAUUAUACAGGUGCAGCUAUCCAACAUUGAGCGCAACUACCGGACGCUACAGUCUCAGUACAAUUGGCAACCAAUGUCGGAGACGUUUGAAAAGUUUAGGGAAAAGUUUCCCCUUCAGUACGACGAGAAGGCGGGGCUCAUUCAUCGCACGGAGCGUCUGAAUUACAUCAAAUCGUCCCAGCCCAAACUGGCCCAGGAAGUGCGAAUACCGUUGAAGCGAUACGGUUCGUCCGUCGAGACACGCUGCAUCCCGGAGCCAGCGGAGUCGUUUCGUUUCGGGCAAGUUUGCAACAAACCGGUCGAGCGUCCCAAAGCCGUUAUAUACACAAACGAGAAAGGCUUUGCCAGAUUAGUCGAUCCGUACGUGACCACAACGAUGAAAGAUAUUGUACCGCAUGUAAGGCAUCAGCACGAUACGGUCACGUUUUGGAACUGGACGGAACGGGAGGAACGCAAAAGGGCGCCCAAGAAACCGGAAGCUCUGCAGCCACGGCUGGUGGUUCCAGUGCAUAAGCGGAAACUGAACAAUGGUUUUACCAGUGAGAUGCAGGCAAAUUAUGUGAAACCUGUCGAGCUGGAGUUUCGACUGGAUCCCACGAUCACGCGUCCGAUUGUACUGGAUCCAACCGAUCACACGGAAACGGUCACUGAAAGUUCGAUGUAUGGUGGGACGAAAAACUGCGCCCAGAUACUGAAACAGAGAAGAUACGAGUAGGAAUUUUGGGGAAUUACCUCGGAUGUGAGCGAUAAACGAUUGGUGUAUUUUCUUCCAAAUUGAAAAUAAACA